Molecule: messenger RNA, 2647 nt
Organism: Polyodon spathula (Mississippi paddlefish)
Lineage: Eukaryota; Metazoa; Chordata; Actinopteri; Acipenseriformes; Polyodontidae
Product: spastin-like
Exons: 18
Coding region: 189-2030 (613 amino acids)
Cellular component (GO): microtubule cytoskeleton
Molecular function (GO): ATP binding; ATP hydrolysis activity; microtubule severing ATPase activity
Source: RefSeq, a predicted model, not a curated record
GGAUAGCAUUCCCAAACCUAAUUGUACUGAUAUUCUUGCGUAAACAAUCGCCUUUGGUCACCGAGGUACGCUGGAUAAUUGCCCUGUUACGCCCCUCUGGCUCAGCUGGCUUCCCAGUUAGCUGUCAGUGGCUAGUGAGGCGUGCGUGUGUGGUAUAUGUGUUAUGGAGGCUACGGUGAGCCAGGUGAAUGAAUUAUCCGGAAGGAAGAGGGAAAAAGAAGAAAGGCUCAGCCGGCACUGCCAGCUCCCCGCCCGAAGGCGACGCACCCGACCAGGUGUCGCUGCAUAAGCGGAAUCUGUACUACUUUUCAUACCCGCUGCUGGCGGUGUUCGCGCUUUUGCGAGUCCUGGCCCUGCACUUGGGCAUCCUCUUCGCCUGGUUCCGUGAACGGUUGACCAGGAUCAUGGCGGCUAAAAACAAGUCGCCUGCAGCAGCGGCCGUCGGCAAAGAAUCCGAGGGUGACUGCGAGCGAGUUCGUAACUACCAUAAGCAGGCAUUUGAGUACAUCUCUGUAGCCCUGAGGAUCGAUGAAAAUGACAAAGGGCACAAAGAACAGGCUGUGCAGUGGUACAAGAAUGGCAUUGCAGAACUGGAGAAGGGAAUUGCUGUACAAGUUAGUGGACAAGGUGAGCAGUACGAACGAGCCAGAAGGCUGCAAGCUAAGAUGACCACCAAUUUGAUAAUGGCAAAGGAUCGCCUAGAACUUCUAGUUUUCUACAGGAAUAAAUUGUGGUGUGAGGAAAACAUAUCUAAAACAGCAAAGCUGCGACCAGGUUCUGGUGUUUCUGAGCCCCAGAGAGACAUCUAUAAAGAGAAUAUAAACCAGCCCUACCAUAAUGGAUACCUCCAUUCAGAAAGUGGAGCAAUUCCCAAAAAGAAGGAUCCUUUAAUCCACUCCAGCCACUCGCUCCCACGAUCAAAAAAUGUACCAAAAAAUACAUCUACAGGACUUCCUGGUCAUCAUCGCUCGCCCAGCUACAGUGGCCCAUCCUCAAACACUUCCAGGUCACCAGCACAGCCUUCCAGUGCUAGCAAGGGCCCUGUAGCGAAAGCAGUCAACAGACCAAACAACAAACCUCCGACUCCAACAGCUGUUCCUCGUAGAAAGAAGGAUUUGAGGAAUUUCAAGAAUGUGGAUAGCAAGCUAGCUAACCUGAUCCUUAAUGAAAUAGUGGAUAGUGGAGCAUCUGUCCGGUUUGAUGACAUUGCAGGACAGGACCUUGCCAAGCAGGCACUUCAGGAAAUUGUCAUCCUUCCUGCUCUUAGACCAGAAUUGUUUACAGGACUCCGGGCUCCUGCUCGUGGACUACUGCUCUUCGGUCCUCCGGGAAACGGAAAAACUAUGCUGGCCAAAGCUGUAGCCAUGGAAUCCAAUGCUACAUUUUUUAACAUAAGUGCUGCCAGCUUGACUUCCAAAUAUGUGGGAGAAGGGGAAAAGCUAGUGAGAGCACUCUUUGCAGUAGCUAGAGAGCUUCAGCCCUCCAUUAUUUUCAUUGAUGAAAUUGAUAGCCUUUUAUGUGAGAGAAGAGAAGGUGAACACGAUGCAAGUCGACGAUUAAAAACUGAAUUUUUAAUAGAAUUUGAUGGGGUUCAGUCCAUUGGAGAUGACAGAGUUUUGGUAAUGGGAGCAACUAAUAGACCUCAGGAAUUGGAUGAGGCUGUACUCAGGCGAUUUGCAAAAAGGGUGUAUGUGGCUUUGCCAAGUGAAGAGACCCGUUUUAAGCUACUGAAAAACCUCCUUGGCAAACACGGAAACCCACUAAGCCAAAAAGAACUGGUACAAUUAUCCAGAAUGGCAGAGGGUUAUUCAGGGAGCGACCUAACUGCAUUAGCAAAAGAUGCUGCUCUGGGUCCUAUUAGAGAACUCAAACCAGAACAAGUUAAGAACAUGUCUGCUAACGAGAUGAGAAAUAUAAAGUUGCGCGAUUUUGUGGAAUCCCUGAAGAAAAUAAAGCACAGCGUCAGCCCGCAGACCUUGGAUGCUUUUGUCCGAUGGAAUAAGGAUUAUGGAGACACCACGGCGAUCUGAAACGGUGCGCUGUCCUAGUCUGGGGAAGCACGACAGACUUGCCAGGAAUAAAUAAGGGAAGGAGAAACUUUUCUGUCUGUCAGGGAAGGGCAACUGGUAUCGGACAUUCAAGUGUGCUUCUUCUGAAUCUUGUGCACUCAAUCCUGUGAAACCAUUGAAAUUUGCUUUAAAAAUGGAGCAGUAAAGACAUUAUCAAUGUAUAGCUUAAUCUGCCUUUUAAAGACCUGGAUCAUAAUAUGAGUUAUGAAACUGGUCUUUUUAUAGACAGAUAAGUUCUCUGUGAAGAGGUGGACUUCCCAAUUAUGACAACACUGCCUUUACACCUCAAAAUCCAGGGUUCUGCCUUCAAGCACUUCUAUUACAGCUAAAAUAAAUUAAACAAAAAGGAAAGCAUGAGGUACACUGAGAUGCAACUUGUCAUUUGUAUAUAGUGUAAGCAUUCCAGUAAGUUUAAUAUAUAAUCUGUAUGGCUAUAGGUAGGAACACCUGUGCCUUAAGCUAAAACAUUAAUCCAUAGAUUGACGAAAAAGAAAAGUUAAACUCAAGUGUUAUUAGUUUGCUGUGCCAAACGUAGCAUUGUGUUUGUGCAUGUGUGUGUGUGUGAGAGGGGGGUGGGG